This is a messenger RNA of Paralichthys olivaceus (Japanese flounder), 690 nucleotides long. RefSeq names its product paired box protein Pax-5-like. The record is from RefSeq and is a predicted model, not a curated record. Gene Ontology annotation, molecular function: RNA polymerase II cis-regulatory region sequence-specific DNA binding; DNA-binding transcription factor activity, RNA polymerase II-specific. Lineage: Eukaryota; Metazoa; Chordata; Actinopteri; Pleuronectiformes; Paralichthyidae. Gene Ontology annotation, biological process: regulation of transcription by RNA polymerase II; anatomical structure development.
AUGGAAGUGCGCUUCAAACAGGUGCCGCUCACCGUCACGCACACGCACGGCGGAGUGAACCAGCUCGGCGGAGUCUUCAUUAACGGGCGCCCGCUGCCACACGUGGUGAGGCAGCGCAUCGUGGAGCUGGCGCAGCUGGGCGUGCGUCCCUGUGAGAUCUCCCGCAGCCUGCGCGUCAGUCACGGCUGUGUCAGCAAAAUACUGACCAGGUACAAUGAGACGGGGAGCAUCAGACCAGGAAUGAUUGGAGGCUCUAAACCCAAAGUGGCCACACCCAGAGUUGUGCAGAUGAUCCUGCAUUGGAAACUCACCAACCCUGCCAUGUUCGCCUGGGAGAUCAGAGACAGGCUGGUGCUGGAGCGAGUGUGUGACCAUGCCAGCGUGCCAAGCAUCAGUUCCAUCAACAGAAUCAUAAGAAGCAAAGUCCAAUCUGCAUCCUGUGAAGUUGUGUCAUCAGCAUCAUCUGUUGCCAUGGGAACAGUCCAGUCCCCUGAGUCCACCUAUUCCAUCAGUGGGAUACUUGGAAUCAGAAAGUGUGGUGGCAAAUAUAAAGAAGGAAGGGACUUGUCCUGCUUCCUGUACCACGAUCAGCCACGUUCCUGUCCUGACACAUGGCAGCACUCUGACCACUGCCUGACCUUUUACCCCGGCCUGCCAGCCAAUCAUAAUCCAGAGCCAAGAGGGUCUUGA